AUUCCCGAGUAACGCUGGUUUACGUUUCAGGUUGGUACUCGGCCACGUAGAGUCGAGGAAACAGCUGGCAGAGCUGCUUAGGAUUGUGUUGAAAAUGCUGGGAGAGAAAAAGCAGUUAAUCGUGAAAAGGGACCUUUACGCUGACCCCACGUUUCCAGCCAGCGAUACCUCUAUAUUUUCUGAUUACUGUACCCCGCUUGCUCAGUUCAGAGGCGAGAUUUCUUGGUUGAGACCUAAGGACAUUUGUUCUACUCCUCGGUUAUUUUCAAACAAUCUGCAGGAUGUGCAAGUGAAACAAGGGAUUUUGGGAGACUGUUGGUUCCUAUGUGCCUGUGUAGCUUUGCAGAAGAAUAAAUACCUACUGAAUAAGGUAAUCCCUCCGGGUCAGCCCAUCUGGACGGAUGAGUCGUAUCAAGGCUGUUUCACUUGUCGAGUCUGGCAGUUUGGGCACUGGGUGGAAGUGACCAUCGACGACCGUUUGCCUUGCCUUGGUGGGAAACUCUGCUUUUCCCAGUGUCAGACAGAGGAUUUGUUUUGGCUUCCCCUAUUGGAAAAAGCUUAUGCCAAAGUGCAUGGAUCUUACGAGCAGCUGUGGGCAGGGCAGGUGGCAGAUGCUUUGGUUGAUCUGACUGGAGGAAUCGCUGAAAGAUGGACCCUGAAGGACCCUGGAAGGAACACGGGGAAAGAGAAGACUGGCAUGGUUUUGGAGAAAGCAGUGUUUAGAAGAUUAAUGAAUCUGAAGGAACAGUGUGUGAUAAGCUGCUCAGUCCUCAAUUCCAGACAAGGUGGAAGCGAGCUGGGGGAAUUUCAUGCCUUCAUUGUGAUAGAUGUGUUGAAUCUGACUGAAGUGUCGGGCAAAGACAUCUUCCUGCUGCGGAUACGAAACCCUUGGGGGAGGCGGUGCUGGAGAGGCCCCUGGUGUGAGGGUGGUGAAGGAUGGAGCCAGCUAGAUCCAGGAGUCGCCUCAGAACUGCUCUCACAGAUCCAAGAGGGAGAAUUCUGGGUUGAUGAAGAGGAAUUUUUCAGGGAAUUUGAUGAGAUUACCAUGGGCUUUCCAGUCACUGAGGAAGGACAACUUCAGAGCCUCUAUACAGAGAAAGUGCUGCAUCACUCCCAGAAUCUUUGUGGGUCCUGGGUGAGAGGCCAGUCUGCAGGCGGCUGCCGGAACAACAGCAGCUUCCCUACCAACCCGAAGUUCUGGCUGAGGGUCUGUGAGAAGAGCGAGGUGUGCGUUGCUCUGCUGCAGAAACACAGGAAGUGCGGUGCUGACUGGGCCGGAAGAAUUCAACAUCUGACUCGCUUGGCGGAGGAGAACCUGUCUUUGACUGAAGGCGUACAGGGGAAGAGUUACCAGGCUGUGGGACUUCAUGUCUGGAAG
Molecule: messenger RNA, 1378 nt
Organism: Eurypyga helias (sunbittern)
Lineage: Eukaryota; Metazoa; Chordata; Aves; Eurypygiformes; Eurypygidae
Gene: CAPN10
Product: calpain 10
Exons: 7
Biological process (GO): proteolysis
Cellular component (GO): cytoplasm
Molecular function (GO): calcium-dependent cysteine-type endopeptidase activity
Source: RefSeq, a predicted model, not a curated record